UUGCUUUGUGCGCGAUUGUGUGUGAUUUGUCAAAAAUAGCAAUAAAUAGUAAAAGUUUGCACUUUAUACCGUAAUAAACAGUACAAAUACGUUAAGUGUUACAAUUACUUGGUAACAUGAAGGUCAAACACUGAAAGUACAUCGUUAAACCGUGAAAAACCUAUUGCAUAUCAAUAGCUAUAACGACAUCUGAAUGGGCCCCAUGCAAUGUCGGCGGGCCGCGACGAAGGCCCGGUGUACUACCGGGAGAUUCAGAAGAACGCAUACCUCAAACGGAUACCUAAUGAUAUCGGCGGCAGUAAACUUAGACCGUUGGGGCAUAAGAAAGCACCCCUCAAACCUCUCUGGACCUUAUUCUGCGUGCACAACGGGCGUACGCCAUACCUGGAGCAGUACCCUGAACCGGAAUCUCCAGCGACACAUGGCCAUAAGCCAGUAUGGCGGGCGUGUCUGAAGACAGCCAGACAUGUUACAGCGAGUGUCAAGCCGCAUGUGGGGGAUGAGUACGAUUUUUUGAUCGACACCGACCAUGGACCGGUCAGAAUGCUCGCUCCUGAUUGGGAAUCGAUGCAGGACUGGGUGACCACGCUUCGCAGCAAGCUGCACGAGCUGAAAGUGCUGUCCAAAGGCGAGAAUGUCUACUGCGCUCCGCCGAUAGCCCCCCCGCCCCGCGCGGCUGCUCGCGACCCCACUUCCCCGCUACCGCCUACUCCAGCCGUGCCUCCUGACAGAGUCCCUGGGAUAGAACUAACAACCACCGUACUUCGUUCCCAACCGCCAGAGGUUGCACCACCUCCAGAACCUACCCCAGAACAUCUAGAUCCAGAUAUAGACAUCUCCAACUGGGACACACCCUUCAAUUCGCUACCUAGUACCGCUGGAACUAGUAUACCUAGUACGAGCCAAGCUAGUACAAGUCAAGAUGGCGGUAGAGACAAGAAAUUGGAGCCCAAAAAGAGUGUUGCCAAGAUUUGUGGGCAAAAUAUUUGUCUAGAUGAUUCUAUCUUUAAAAGGCAUCAGAAUACAGGGUCAACAGACAGCGAUGAAGAAUUCUUUGCCGAGAUAGACCGAAUCAGUGACUCAGUGGAAAACCUUAACAUAGACUCGAAUGAACCUAGAUCUGAACAAAGGAACGAGCUAAGGUCCGAGCCGAACACUGAACUCAGGACAGAAUAUAAGCAGACCUUUGUUGUCAACGACAAAACUGGAUUGGCUAGAGCGCUUUCCGAAAGUGGAGAGACUAAUGACCAUCAAACAACAAACAUAACUGUAAUUCAAGUUUCCAACAAGCCCCCGCAUACGGCCAUACCCGUCCUGGGUCCAGAAACAGAUAUUUUUGACUUCACAUUCCAACAGAACUUGUCUGUCAACGACUGCCAAACUGCCAGUCACAACGGCAGCAAUAUGGCGUCUGUCAACCAUAGUGACAUUGUCAAAGUUAACUUCAAGCCUGUUUCUGAUUCACCGACAACUAGUAACAUUGACAAUACUACAAACAAUUUCGUCAAUAUAGUUAACACGGAAGUCAAUGUCACUGAAAAUGGUUACGGGACAGUCUUUGACAAAGAUUCCGAUUACGGCCACUUAAGUUUGACGACUACAGUCAAUUUGACCGGUCAUCCUGCGGAUUCGUCGCGACAACAUGUCGAUAUGUCACUUCAACCCGUGAGCUUGACUCGUCAACAUGUUGACUCGUCGAGACAACCCGUGAACUUGACUCGCCAACACGUGGACUCGCCACGACAACCUGUAGACUCGUCGCGACAACCUGUGAGUUUGACUCGUCAGCAUGUGGACACGCGAGUGGACAGGGAAGGUGAAGGAAUUUAUGAACGGUUGUGUUUAGCAUCUACGUCAAUAAAUAAUGCUAGUCCCUUACCUAUUAGAAAAAUUAAAAGUACAGAUAGACACAGAAAAAGCUCUUUACCCAAUCUGGAAGUUUCCGCUUCGGAGUCGGCAUACGAAUAUCUCUUCCCAAAUAAUCACAACACUGUUACUUUAAACUCGGAACAAAAUGUAACAGUAAAUAGUGAUGGGCAUAGAAAUAACAAUUCGAAUACAAGUGACACGAGAACAGGUAAUGAUAGACUGAUAAAAAAUGAUAUUAGGAAUAGAGUUACAAAUGAUAUUAGAAAUAAUGAUGUACCAACUAGUGUAAAUAAUGAAAACUUAAGAAGAAAUGAUAAUACAAGGAAUGAGAAUUCGAGAGAAAAUUACACGGAACAUUCUAGAAAUCAAAAUUCAAGAGUCAACCUGACAAGCACUCCUGGUAACCUGGCAAAUUCACCUGGUAAUCUGGCAAAUACACUUGUGUCAAAUGUGUUGGAACAGAGAAGAAAUGUGGAAAGAUCUCAUAGUCAGAAUGCAUACGACAGCUCGCCGAGAUUGAGGGAGUAUAUACGACGACAAAACUCCAGCCCUAAACGCGAUAACAAGAACGACAAAACUGAAGCACCGCCAAAGCCAAUCUGGAAGCGAGGUCUAACAGAGCUGUCGCUUCUAAGUAGACUGCGUGGCAUCGGCCAGGGCAAACGACAGGAGAGCCCAACCAGAAACGACAGCGAAAAUGACAGAGUGGUGACGUCUCCAGGCAAAGUGGUGCAUCGAUCUCGCCCAGAAGGCAGAACGGACAACACUCGAAGAAGAAGUAGCUCACUUAGCAACGGUAAGUUUUGUCACACCCCGGACACUCCAUACAACAGUCGAAACAUAUUUACCUACUACCACUACUACAUACAUCAAGGCCCUAUCUGCACACGCGCAAAUACGUGCGUGAAGUGA
Hyposmocoma kahamanoa is the source of this 2781-nucleotide messenger RNA. RefSeq lists its product as uncharacterized. The transcript has 9 exons. The record is from RefSeq and is a predicted model, not a curated record. Lineage: Eukaryota; Metazoa; Arthropoda; Insecta; Lepidoptera; Cosmopterigidae. Bases 208 to 2781 code for a protein of 857 amino acids.